AUGAUUAAUCGUAUUCAGUGCCACGUAGAUAUUGCAGGUGGGGGGCGCAGGUGGGGGCGUGGUGAACGCCGCCUCACGGGCCUCCUUCUCCCGUUGCAGCUGCACGUGGCCGUGCUGGACCGCAACGACAGCCCGCCGUCGUUCCGCGGCGCGGCGCUCGUCACGGCCGUGUCGGAGGACCUGCCCGUGGGCCACGCCGUCGCCACGCUCGGCGCCACCGACCCGGACACCCUGGGCGAGCUGCGCUACCAGCUGCUGGGCGCGGCGGGCUCCGGCUCGUUCGACGCCGCCUCCGUCUCCGCCUCCGCCGACGCUUCCGACGCCAUCGCCGACGCCGACGGCGGCGCCGGCCACUUCGAGCUGGACGCCGUGUCGGGCGUGCUGCGCCUACGCGACGCCCUGGACCGCGAGACCAAGGACACGUACCGGCUGGCGGUGCGCGCCUCCGACGGCCUGCAGCACACCGACGCCGUGUUCACCGUGAAGGUGACGGACAGCAACGAUAACCCGCCGGUGUUCUCGGAGGCGGCGUACUCCUUCGACGUGCCCGAGAACGCGGCGCGCGGCGCCCGGGUGGGGCAGGUGGUGGCGCGCGAUGACGACCAGGGCGUCAACGGCCAGGUCACGUACAGCGUGGUGUCCGACUGGGCCAACGACGUCUUCUCGCUGCACCCGCAGUCCGGCGUCUUCACGCUGACGGCGCGGCUCGACUACGAGGAGGUUCAACAUUACAUCUUUGUGGUUCAAGCCCAAGAUUCUGGACGGCCCAGCCUCUCAUCUACCCUGACAGUCUACUUCAAUGUUGUAGAUCUGAAUGAUAAUGCACCUUUAUUUGAUCCAAUGAGUUACAGUAAUGAAGUUUUUGAAAAUGUUACUGUUGGUACUAGUGUAGUAACUGUCAGUGCAACUGAUUUAGAUUCAGGGGACAAUGGACGCAUUGAGUACAGCAUCACCACUGGAGAUGAAACUGGGGAUUUUGUUAUUUCACCAAACGGCAGUAUCUGGACGAGGAGACCUCUUGACAGAGAAACAAAAUCACUGUACAAUCUUGUGGUUACUGCUGAAGACCAAGCUCGGCCACCACAGCAGCGUCUCUCAUCAACAGUGCAGGUCACCAUCGUCCUGAAGGACGUGAACGACGCGGCGCCCGAGUUCAUCACGCCCAACGAGACGGCGGUGGCGGAGAACGUGCCGCCCAACACCGUGGUGAUGGCGGUGAAGGCCGUGGACCGCGACGAGGGCCGCAACUCGUACGUGGAGUACUCGCUGGCUCCGGGGCCCGACAGCGCGCUCUUCACCCUGGGGCCCGUGGACGGGCUGGUGCGGGUCGCCGGCCGCCUGGACCGCGAGGCGCGGGCCAACUACACGCUGGAGGUGACGGCGCGCGACCGCGGCGACCCACCCCGCGCCUCGCGCACGCGCGUCUUGGUGCGGGUGCUCGACGAGAACGACAACAGCCCCGUGUUCGACCCCAAGCAGUACAGCGCGUCUGUGCCCGAGAACGCCAGCAUAGGGGCCAGCGUACUGCAGAACGUGCUGCCGCCGCCCGACGGGUACGUGGUGACGGUGCGCGCCCACGACGCGGACACCCCGCCCUACAACGGCCACGUGCGCUACUUUCUCAAGGAGGGCGACGCCGACCUCUUCCGCGUCAACGCGUCUUCCGGCGAGGUGUCGCUGCUGCGCGCGCUGGACCGCGAGGCGCAGGCCGAGUACGUGCUGGCGCUCGUCGCCAUGGACACCGGCACGCCGCCGCUGACGGGCUCCGGCACGGUGCGCGUGGUGGUGCAGGACGUGAACGACCACAGCCCGGAGUUCGAGCGGCAGGCGUACGAAGGCGUGGUGCGCGAGAACCUGCCCGCGGGCACCAGCGUGCUGCAACCCCGCGCGCGCGACCGCGACGCCGGCCUCAACGCGCGCUACGAGGUGUGGGUGGAGGCGCGCGACUCCGACUCGCCGCCGCUGCGCAGCGUGCUCAGGUUGCUGAUCAACGUGACAGACGCCAACGACAACGCCCCGGUGAUGGAGCGCGCCCUGUACAACGCCAGCAUCCCCGAGGAGGAGACGCCCCCUCAGCGGGUGGUGCGCGUCUCCGCCACCGACGCCGACUCGGGCACCAACGGGCAGGUGACGUACCGCCUCGUGGACGACGGCGACGGCGCCUUCGAGAUGGACGCCGACACGGGCGACAUCUUCACGGCGCAGCGGCUGGAUCGCGAGAGCGUGGCGUCCUACUCGCUGACGGUGCAGGCGAUCGACCGCGGCACGCCGGCGCUCGUGGGCUCGGCCACCGUCGUCGUCACCGUCCUCGACAAGAACGACAACCCGCCGCGCUUCACGCGCCUCUUCAGCGUCAACGUCACCGAGAACGCGGAGCCCGGCACCUUCGUCAUCCGCAUCACCAGCUCCGACCUGGACGUCGGUGAGAACGCCAACGCCACCUACAGCUUCACCGACAACCCCGACGGCAAGUUCGCGGUGGACGCGGUGUCCGGCAACGUGACGGUGGUGGGGCCGCUGGACCGCGAGCACCAGGACGAGUACCUGCUCAAGGUCGUGGCCGUGGACGGCUCGUGGCGGGCGGAGACACCGCUCACCAUCACCAUCCAGGACCAGAACGACAACGCGCCCGAGUUCGAGCACUCGUUCUACUCCUUCAACUUCCCCGAACUGCAGCGCUCGGUGGUGUUCGUGGGGCAGGUCGUGGCCGCCGACCGCGACAAGCAAGGGCCCAACGCGGUCAUUUCCUACGCCCUCAAGCACCCGUCCGACCUGUUCACGGUGGACCCGGCCAGCGGCGAGCUCUUCAGCAAGCGCAGCCUGCGCUACAAGCACACGGCGCUGGAGGCGUCGCCGGAGAACGAGUACGUGCUGACGGUGACGGCGACGGACAACGGCAAGCCGCCCAUGUCUUCCGAGUGCCUGGUGACGGUGAACGUGGUGGACGCCAACAACAACGCGCCGGUGUUCGAGCGCGAGGAGUACUUCUCGCCCGUGCCCGAAUCCGCGGUGAAGGAGCAGCGCGUGCUGCGCGUCACGGCCACCGACGAGGGCGACUUCGGCAUCAACGCGGAGGUGCAGUACCAACGCCUGGGCGGCAACGGCUCCGAGCUGUUCGACGUGGCGCGCGACACGGGCUGGAUCACGGUGCUGCGGCCGCUGCGCGGGCGUCUGCUGCAGCGGCUGGUGCUGCGCGUUCGCGCGCAGGACCGCGGGGUGCCGCCGCAGCACGCGGACGUGACGGUGACGCUGGUGGUGGCCGGCGACAACCGCCACGCGCCGGUCUUCACCGCGCUCAGCUACCAGGUGCUGGUGCCCGAGAACGAGCCGCUCGGCGCCACCAUCCUCACCGUGUCCGCCGCCGACUCCGACCAGGGCCCCAACGGCAUGGUGCGCUACGCCAUCUCGGGCGGCAACGAGCGCGGCGAGUUCGCCGUGGACGCGGUGAGCGGCGCCGUCACCAUCCAGCAGCCGCUCGACUACGACACCGUGCCCGAGUACCACCUCAACAUCACCGCGUCCGACCUGGCCUUCGAACCGCGCGCCGCCACGGCCAUGCUCACCGUCACGCUCACGGACAUCAACGACAACGCUCCGGCCUUCGACCAACAGCUGUACCGCGCCUUCUUGCCCGAGAACUCGCCGCCGCACUCCUUCGUGUUCCGCGUGGAGGCUCGCGACGCCGACUCGGCCAAGAACGCCGUCGUCCAGUACUCGUUGGUCGGCGGCUCCGGGCGCGACGCCUUCAGCAUCGAGUCCAAGACGGGCGUCAUCUACUCGCGGUCCAGCUUCGACUACGAGGAGCGCAGCGUGUACGCUCUGGACGUGGUCGCUGCCAAUCCGGACUCCCCGAUGUACGGUUCGACUCGCGUGGAAGUGCACGUCACCGGCCAAAACGAGUUCUACCCGCGCUUCGUGCAACCCGUCUUCCACUUCGACGUGUCCGAAUCCGCGGAGGUGGGCACCAGCGUGGGGACGGUGCAGGCCACGGACGCGGACGCCGGCGACGACGGCGUCGUCUACUACCUGUUCGUGGGCGCCAGUAACGAUCGCGGCUUCAGCAUCGGCGCGGACACGGGCACCAUUCGCGUGUCGCGCCGCCUGGACCGCGAGACGCAGAACCGCGUGGUGCUGACGGUGCUGGCCAAGAACGCCGGCGGCAUCCGCGGCAACGACACGGACGAGGCGCAGGUGGUGGUGUCCGUCCAGGACGGCAACGACCCGCCGGAGUUCGCGCAGGCCGCGUACGACGCCACGGUGUCCGAGGCGGCCGCUCCCGGCACGCGCGUCGCCACGGUGCGCGCCGUCGACAAAGACGUGCGCCCCCAGAACAACCAGUUCUCCUACUCCAUCAUCGGCGGCAACGUGGGGCGCGCCUUCAAGGUGGACCCGCAGACGGGCGACGUGGAGACGACGGCGCGGCUGGACCGCGAGACGAUGCCGGCGUACACGCUGACGGUGGGCGCCAUCGACGCCGGCGCGCCCCCGCAGACCGGCACCGCCACCCUGCGCAUCUCCGUGCUGGACGUGAACGACAACGGGCCCGUGCUGGAGGCCGCCGGCACCACGGGCUACGUGGCGGAGAACGAGCCGGCCGGCACCAGCGUGCUCACGCUCAGCGCCACCGACCCCGACCUGCCGCCCAACGGCGCGCCCUUCACCUACCGCCUGGUGGGCGGCCGCCACAGGGACCUCGUCGCCGUCGAGCCGCACACGGGCGUCGUCAAGACGACGCGCAGCCUCGACCGGGAGGCCACGCCCACGCUCGACCUGCUGGUGGAGGUGGAGGACAGCGGCGAGCCGCGCAUGAAGGCGCAGCACGCCGUGUCGGUGGUGGUGCUCGACCAGAACGACAGCCCGUCGACGCCGCGCGUGGUGCACGUGUUGGUGCACGUGCUGGACGAGCCGUCGAGCGGCGGCGCGGCGCUGGGCCGCAUCGCCGACGUGCACCCCAACGACGCCGACUCCACGGGCGAGUCGGCGCGGUUACCAGUGCCGGCUGUGUUGAGCGUUGACGCCGCCGGACGGCGGCCGCCGCAGCAUCCCGGGUCAGCAGCUGCGACCUAG
Gryllus bimaculatus (two-spotted cricket) is the source of this 5067-nucleotide messenger RNA. Lineage: Eukaryota; Metazoa; Arthropoda; Insecta; Orthoptera; Gryllidae. The record is from the annotation of a GenBank genome assembly.